AUGACUCUAGGGGGUAGUACGUGUAUACGGCCUCACAAUUUAUUGAACGUCAAUGUCACCUAUUUGUUAAAAUAUCUUCUGCCAUUACUCUUGCUUCUAACUUUACAAUUGAACCUGGUAGCGGCAGAUGUCCAAUUUAAUUAUCAAGGUUGCUACAAAUCAAGUGAUAUUUCUUCUUCACUGGAUGAAAUUGGCUAUUACCAAUUUCAAUCAGUAAACCAUUGCCAGGAAUCGUGUGGGAGUUCUGCUGUUGCCGCAAUAUUUGAAGGAAGUACUUGCUAUUGCAGCGAUUCUGCAUCUUUUUUAGAUAGCCUUACAUCUCUCUCGGAGUCAGAAUGUGACAUCAAUUGUAACGGUUGGCCAUAUCAAAAAUGUGGUGGUUCAGCAGCAAUGAAUGUUUAUAUCAAUACAGAUGCAGUUGUCGAUAGUACGACGAAUAAGCAAAGCACGACGAGUUCAUCUAGCAGCAGGUCCACUGCAUUGACAACCACAACUACCUCGUCCCCUGGUACAAGUACAAGCCAUUCAACCGCUUCCACAUCUUCAAAAUCCUUGUCGUCAUCAAUAGCGUCAGAAGUGUCAUCAUUAUCUACUGAUUUGUCUUCCUCUUCAUCCUCAAGGAGAACAUCUUCAAGUUCAAGUUCAAGAUCUUCAACAAGUACUUCUUCUACCCAAGCACAAGUGUCCACUUAUGUUUCUAUUCGAUACACUACUAAUGUUGUUGUUCACUCUAUAAUUAAAACUUCAAAUAGACCUGCAUCAACCAUAUUAGUUACUGAAACCUCAAUCGUUUCAACAGAAACAGCUAGUGCAGCCCCAAAUUCAGACAACAAUAACAAAACAACUAAUGGCUCCCACAAAAAGUUAAGUGGUGGGGCAAUUGCCGGUAUUGUUAUAGGUGUAGUGUUUGGUGUUAUAUUCCUAGUACUAUUGGUGGCUUUAUUAUAUUUCUUACAUAGAAGGAACAAAAAUCCCGAUGAUCUGGUAGUGGAUUUAAGAGAAAACAAGCAAUAUCAACCCUAUUCUUAUGGUGAAGAAGAAAUUUCUCCAGUAGUUGUUCCUUCUACAAAUACACUAACAAGAGGUAAUACCAAACACAGUAUGCCACCAAAAUCAUGGGGCAUUGUAAGAAGUAGUAAAACAUCUUCUUCGUCAGGAAGUUUUCAAUCAAAGAAUGCUAGUGGGAAUUUAUUAAAUGAAGAACCCCUACCGACAACAAUAAUAGACGAAAAUAAGAUACACAGUAAUAUGCGGGAUGAAAACCCAUCAAACCUUACGGGAACAAACCUUAUGGAACACGCCAAUACGUUUGAGGAUCCUGUCACAAUAUAUGCUAGUGAGAAUAUGUUUAGUGCAACCUCAUUACAAGAUAUAGGAAAUGACAACAGAUUACGUAUUGUAAACCCAGAUGACCCGGAGAAACCAUAUGAAUCAUAA
This is a messenger RNA of Maudiozyma barnettii, 1437 nucleotides long. RefSeq names its product Wsc3p (gene WSC3). The transcript has a single exon. Lineage: Eukaryota; Fungi; Ascomycota; Saccharomycetes; Saccharomycetales; Saccharomycetaceae. Gene Ontology annotation, cellular component: plasma membrane. The record is from RefSeq and is a predicted model, not a curated record. The coding region runs from base 1 to 1437 and encodes 478 amino acids.